AGUACACAGAGGUGAAACUCUUGCACCUCCCGAAUAGCGACUCUACCGUGUUAGCGCGGGCUAGUUUUGCUAACUUUGUCCCGUUUACGAGGCGUGAGUUUUUGUUUUUCCUACAUGUCAGAUAAAACAGUUAAACGGCCCGGGGUGGGGGUCGGGGUGCUGGUGACAGACUCGGCCCACCCCGGGUGUGUUCUCCUGGGGAAACGGAGGAGCGCUGUGGGCAAAGGGACGUACCAGCUGCCCGGUGGUCAUUUGGAGUUUGGAGAAUAUAAUGUCCUUGAAAGAGAGACGUGGGAGGAAUGCGCUCACAGGGAGGUGCUGGAGGAAGCUGGGGUGCGUUUGGUGAACGUCCGCCUUGCGUCAGUGGUGAACUCCAUCAGGCUGGAGGAGCAGUACCACUACGUCACCAUAUUCAUGCACGGAGACCUGGACAGGAAGCAGUCAGGAGAGCCAGAGAACCUGGAGCCGGAGAAGAACGAGGGCUGGACGUGGACACACUGGGAUGAGUUUCCUCCGGAGCAGCAGCUCUUCCUGCCGCUGGCCGGUCUGAGACAACAAGGCUACCAGCCGUUCAGAAACAAGCACUGAAACUCAGCCUUGAAACUGCAUGUUAGAUUAGGAAACUUAUCCUACCUCAGGGGAUAAACAGACGUAUAUUUAAUACCUUGUUUUACAUCAGUGGUCAGUUUACAUACAGUAGAUACCUUUUCCUCAAAUGUCAUGAUACAUACUGUAAUUUCUGCCAAUAUUAAGAACGGUUACAAAUAUAGUAGAAGAGUCAGCUUUGAUUUUAUUCAGAUUUUAAGCAAAGAAUGCCACAAAUAAAACACACAAAUGAACAGAAUAAAAAAUAUAAUAUAUGUGAAUAUUUUGGUUGAUAUGGAGAAGUUGUUGCACUUUUUAUUGCCAGGUAAUGUCGGCUAUAUGUCAUGAUAUUUACAGAUGAAAACAAAUAGUCUCUGGAAUAAAUUAAUGCACCAACUCCAACUAUUGGCUGCAAUAUGACACGUAUGGAAGUUUGUGGACAGAUAUAAACAUUCAAAUACACUUUUCAGCUGUUAAUAAAAACUGUUUCUGCAGCCAUA
Molecule: messenger RNA, 1085 nt
Organism: Seriola aureovittata
Lineage: Eukaryota; Metazoa; Chordata; Actinopteri; Carangiformes; Carangidae
Gene: nudt15
Product: nudix (nucleoside diphosphate linked moiety X)-type motif 15
Exons: 3
Coding region: 115-588 (157 amino acids)
Biological process (GO): dGTP catabolic process
Cellular component (GO): cytosol
Molecular function (GO): 8-oxo-7,8-dihydrodeoxyguanosine triphosphate pyrophosphatase activity
Source: RefSeq, a predicted model, not a curated record